Molecule: messenger RNA, 594 nt
Organism: Aspergillus terreus NIH2624
Lineage: Eukaryota; Fungi; Ascomycota; Eurotiomycetes; Eurotiales; Aspergillaceae
Exons: 2
Coding region: 1-594 (197 amino acids)
Source: RefSeq, a predicted model, not a curated record
AUGGUCCCAGAUGCUGUUGUCAUUCCCACAGGCGGCCCUCCCAAGGUCGUCGGCCCAAAGACCAAGACUAUCGCACGCCCAACCAACAAACUGCUCCGGUACGUCCAUGAGACGGCGGCUUUUGCCUGGCAUUAUGACAGCUUCCCCUUUGUCUGCGUGACAAUGCCUUCGGACUGCACUGGUAUGGUGGGAGAAGAGACGGCGUUGAAGACCGCGACUGGGGAGAUUAUGGAAGUGCGAGGGCCCGCCAUGGGUAAAGCCGUGGUCAUGCGAGGCCGCUACAUUGAACAUCGGGCACUGAAGGCUCUUGGGGGUCGCGAGCGGAUUACCAUGGUCACCUCCUUCCGUCCAAAACCGCCCUUCAUGAAGGACGAGAGCAUCCUCACUGGCAUUCGGGGCAUAAGUCCCUUGACUGAAAUUUAUAGCCAGUACACCCAGUAUCGAUUGGAGAUUUUGGAAGAGCGAAUUCGUGCACGGCUGAAGAAGGAGCAGCGCCGGGAGAUUGCCAAACCACCCUUCGACGUCCCCAAUAUCAGAGCUUUCUUGACGGAACAGAAGGAUUUUCUAGAGGCUAUGUUGGAGGAGCUAUAUUAG